ACUCAGGGUAAUUGUCAUCAAUGCAAAGUACACUCUCAACCACACACACAAAUAGAUACAAGCCCCCCCCCUCCCUUCUUCCCCACCAACCUGUCCACUCACUCCCACAGUUUUUUCUUUCCAUGACUUAACCUUGGGUUUGAUUUUCCAUUUUUCCUGCUCCCCAGAUUUCAUCAGGCCUCUCUUCUAUUCGUGUUGUUUUAUUUAUUUAUUCUUUUGUUUACUCUCUCUCCUUCCUCUCCUCAAAACCUGCUGGUUAAAUCUUGAAAAGGGCAGCUUGCAUCUUGGGUUUCUUUUUUCGCUCUGCAAGUUUAAUUUAUCUUGGUUUGGAAAGGUAUGAAAGUGGCAUGGAGAUGGAGGAGAUGCAAACCCCAGGGUGUAAAUUUCCGAGGAUCCGCAGCAGAAGUGGUAGGAUUAAUGAUGACGCAGCCAAGAUAGGGCAUAAAGGGGAUGACCAGUGCAAGCCUGAGGAAGACGAAGCAGAUGGGGAGGAGGAGGUCAAGAGGGCCAACGUCAAUGGCAGUGCCAGAGGAGGAGGAGGUGCUGUUGGGGUGGGGGGACUGGAUAUAACUGCUUCGAGUGGUCUAGGUAGGCUUUGUGGGUGGCCUUCUUCUCGGAUUGUUAGGGUUUCACGGGCAUCCGGUGGAAAAGAUCGGCAUAGCAAAGUUUGGACUACGAAAGGACUAAGAGACCGGCGUGUUCGUUUGUCAGUGACCACUGCAAUACAAUUCUAUGAUCUGCAGGAUAGACUGGGUUAUGAUCAGCCCAGCAAGGCCGUAGAGUGGCUGCUUAAGGCUGCAGCCAGCUCUAUCGCGGAGCUGCCCUCGAUUAAUACAGCAUUUCCAGACACUCCUCAGCAGCUCAGUGAUGAAAAGAGGUCAAGUGCAGGUACUCAUGAGCACGGCUUUGAUUCUGCAGAAGUGGACAUGGAAGGUGAACUCAAUUACCAGCAACAGCAGCAGCAACAGCAGCAGCUUGGGGCUUUCUCUAAAUCUGCUUGUAGUAGCACUUCUGAGACCAGUAAGGGUUCAGGAUUGUCGCUUUCCCGGUCUGAAAGCCGAAUUAAAGCUCGAGAGAGGGCCAGGGAAAGAGCAGCUGAGAAGGAGAAAGAGAAAGAGAAGGAAGAAUCUUCUCGUGUAGCCCAUCAGCCACACCUGAAUGUGAACCCUAUUUCUGAAAAUUCUUCUUUCACUCAGCUAUUGACUGCUGGGAUGAGUAAUUCUGCUAAUGUUAGCAACACUAGCAGCAACAACAACACAACUGGUAGUCCUACAGGCGGUUCAAUUCAUCAAAACCCUGGCAGCGGUGGCGGCAGCGGCAGCGGUAGCGGCGGCAGCAAUGCCGGCGGUAAUGGUAAUAAUGGCACUGCAAAUGAGUCUAAUUUUUUCCACAAAUCAUCAUCCAGACAUUGGUCUUCUUCUACUCCUAUGGACUACUUUGCCACAGGGCUUUUAGGCCUGUCCUCUUCUUCCCGUGCUAUACAUCAACCAUCUGCAAGCUUUUUGGGGCAAAUCCAGCUGGGUAAUCCUCUUCAUCAGUCCCUGACGUCUGUAUCCUCCCCGCUGUUUACCAUCACAGCUGACCACCAUCACCACCACAGCCACCACACGGACCUUCCGCAUUUCUCGUUUGUACCGGACCACCUCGUCCCGGUUGUGACAGCUGCCGGUGGGAAUGGGAAUAGCCAUAGUAAUCAUACUGGUAACGGUAAUGGCAGUAACAGUGAUUACAAUCUCAACUUUACCAUUUCUUCUCCAUCUUCUUCCGGCCUUGCUUUCAAUAGGGGGACCCUUCAGUCCAAUUCUUCUUCUCCGCCGUCUCUGUUACCUCACGUCCAGAGGUUUUCGCCCAUAGACGGACCAUCAUCGGCUUUCUUCAGCAGCACAACCGCAUCUCCACCUAAUGCUGCUGUUGCACCUGUGGAGAACCACCACCACCACCACCACCACUUUCUCCCCGGAUUCGAUGCCCGCUUGCAGCUUUGCUACGGCGACGGUACCCGCCAUUCUGACCACAAGUCAAAAGGAAAAAACUGAGUCAUCGUCCCACCUUCUAUCCUGGUAACUGAAGAUGGCAUUCACCUGCAAGCCCAGACCAAAGCUUGCUUUCUGCCUCGGCCAUUCAUUAUUGAUUGUUAUGAUUCUGAAGUUUAUAUUCCUCAUUAUCAACUAAGUAAUUAUUGAGCUAGCACCCAAAUAUUUUGAUAUAUUGGUGCAUUGUUGCCAGGUUCUAUGUGUUUGAUGAGCUGAAAUGUUGUUCUUGAGGUUGUUAGCUUAAAAAAUAUGUUUGGUUUGCUAGUUCUGCGUAGAAA
This is a messenger RNA of Coffea arabica (coffee), 2311 nucleotides long. RefSeq lists its product as uncharacterized. Gene Ontology annotation, molecular function: sequence-specific DNA binding; DNA-binding transcription factor activity. The record is from RefSeq and is a predicted model, not a curated record. Gene Ontology annotation, cellular component: nucleus. Lineage: Eukaryota; Viridiplantae; Streptophyta; Magnoliopsida; Gentianales; Rubiaceae. Gene Ontology annotation, biological process: regulation of secondary shoot formation.